AUGAAGGGUGCUAACAAAGUCGCCCUUCUUAGCGUCCUCAAUGCUUUCAGUGUUGUUGAUGCGGCGCCAACCACCCCGGGAGUGCGCGCUGUGGCGCCCUUAGGCGACGCUGAGUUCCACCCUGCCCGCGACCAAUUCAGCGCUCAGUUCAUUGGCGGCCAUGCGGUCUCAGUCAAGGACUACCCAUUUGUGAUCGCUGGACUUCGCUCUGGCGGAUCCCGUCCCCAGGGUCAAACCUGUACUGGUUCGGUCAUUGGACCCCGCAAGAUCUUGAUUGCGGCUCACUGCGUCGAUGCUGAGGGCACCAAGACAUUUGCUUACGGACUGGAUGAUCUCAAUAACGGCACCCUUCACAAGAUCCCCGUGAGUUCUUAUAUCAAGCACCCCAACUACGUCAACUUUGAUCAAGGCUGGGACGUUGCAGUCGCCACUACCACCGAGGAUAUUCCCGUCGACGGCGGCCAGUACGCCAAGUUUGCUACCUCAGCUGACAGCGGUAUUGCCGCGGCUGGCAAGAAGGCAUACGCCUUGGGGUACGGCAAGAAGGACGUGAAUGACAACAGCCGCAAUGUGCAGUUGCACAGAGGCGACCUCCCUAUUGUAGCCCCUGCUACUUGCGACCAAACUGGCCAGGGGCUCCACGUCGUCCCUGAGUACAUGAUUUGCAGCGGGUACUCUAGCGGACGACCGGUUACCAUUCUGCCUGGCGAUUCUGGCGGUCCUCUGGUCGUUGACGGUAAGGUUGUUGGCGUUGGCUCCUGGAGCAAGAGCACCUGGAACUGGUACAGCAUCUACAGCCGUCUUGACAAUGAGAUGGGUGAUUGGGUUGCUGAGCAGCUGAAUGCGUAA
Molecule: messenger RNA, 849 nt
Organism: [Torrubiella] hemipterigena
Lineage: Eukaryota; Fungi; Ascomycota; Sordariomycetes; Hypocreales; Clavicipitaceae
Source: the annotation of a GenBank genome assembly